Molecule: messenger RNA, 1658 nt
Organism: Helianthus annuus (common sunflower)
Lineage: Eukaryota; Viridiplantae; Streptophyta; Magnoliopsida; Asterales; Asteraceae
Exons: 8
Coding region: 460-1395 (311 amino acids)
Molecular function (GO): RNA-DNA hybrid ribonuclease activity; nucleic acid binding
Source: RefSeq, a predicted model, not a curated record
AUGAAGGAAUUGAAUCAAUGAAACAUAUUCAUAUUUCAAACUCCCUAGCUACCAAAUUCUCUCUCAAAGAUCUUGUUCAUUUAUCCUACUUUCUUGGUGUUGAGGUUCUUUCUCACGCUCAUGGAAUUCUUAUUUCUCAACAUAAUAUAUUUGUGAUCUUCUUUCUCGAGCCGAAAUGAGUGAUUCUAAGCCGAUCCUCACACCGAUUACGUGCUCCUAGUCACUUUACACAUCACCCACGGACUACCACUUGUUUCUUCAAAGUUCAAACUCGACACUUACGGGGGGCAAAAAUGACUACUAACGGAUAGAUGAAGGGCCGUUUUUUGUAAUUACUUUAUCUAUCACAGAACCUAAAACCCCCAAGAAAAGAAAUCCUGAUCCUGUGGUGUGGUCUACCCGAAUUUGAAGAAGAAAUCUCAAAAUGAUGGAACCGUUAUUUCAUUGAUAGUUGCAGAAAUGAAGUCACUACUUUCAAGAAUGAGCGUGAGGUUUUUAUCUUAUGGAAUCACCAAUUUCACCACGAAUCGUUCGGCAGUCAAAACCAUAAAUAAUUACGGCUUUCCAUUGAUGACGAGAUUUGGCACUCGGUGUUCUCUUAAAACCGCCGCGAAGACGAAGAAAUCCGAUUCAAAAAUGGAUGACGGUUUCUUUGUUGUCCGGAAAGGGGAUCUCGUUGGUGUCUACAACAACUUAAUUGAUUGUCAGGCUCAAGUUGGAUCUUCGGUAUGUGAUCCUCCUGUUAGUGUAUAUAAAGGCUAUACAAUGUCCAAAGAAUGUGAGGCCUAUUUGGAGUCUUGUGGGCUUAAAAACGCUCUUUAUUCCAUCAGAGCAGUAGAUUUGAGACACGAAUUGUUCGGUACCCUUGUGCCCUGUCCUUUCCAGCAUCCACAUGUUUCAAUAGACCAACCUGAAAAAGAUUUGUGGUCACAAACUGGGCAUGCUUGUGUUCUUGAGUUCGAUGGUGCGUGUAAAGGGAAUCCAGGACAGUCAGGGGCGGGAGCCGUGCUUCGAACUCCUGACGGAAGUUUGAUUUAUAGACUGCGUGAAGGUUUGGGUGUGGCGACUAAUAAUGUUGCAGAAUAUCGAGCAAUGAUUUUAGGGCUGAGAUAUGCUCUUAGCAAAGGUUUCACAAGUAUACGUGUUGUUGGUGACUCUAAACUUGUCUGCAUGCAGAUUCAAGGGCUAUGGAAGGUGAGGAAUAAGAAUAUAAUCAAGUGGUAUGAGGAAGCAAAGAGAUUGAAGGAUGAGUUUAUGUUUUUUCAGAUCAAUCAUGUCUUAAGGGACAAAAACUCAGAGGCUGAUGCUCAGGCAAACUUAGCUGUAGUUCUUGCAGUUGGUGAGGUGCAAGAGGAGGAGGUCGAGAUUGGCGAAACUGAAAGUCAAAGUCAAUGAAGCUAACAGGAUUCACUCUUUAACCCAAUUGUUCAUAGUUUCAAGCAACUAUAUAUAUUUAUACUCACACCCAAUGUUGUCUAUGGUGCAAGUGAUAUUCAGUUAUGCUUGUGACCUUAUUUAAAGAUAAAGGAACAAGUGAUGCUGUUGUUAUUGUCACUAUUGGUGACUUUCAGAUGUAUGUUAGUUAUUUAAUCAAAAGUAAAAGUAAAUGAUGUAAUUGAUAAUAUAACUAAGAAAUUUAUUUUGUAGUUAAAGUUUCA